UGCGGCUCCCUGUCCCACCAACUCCAGACAGUCAGUCAGCCACGGUGGUCCGACACAGACACGUCAGGAGGCUUCUGAAGGAGUUUCACACAGACAUGGGGACUCACUGAAGGCACAACAACAUCCUUCAUCGGCAGCAUCCCGCUGGAGCAACUGAAAGGCGGACACCAUGAACUACGUGGGCCAGCUGGCAGGACAGGUGCUGGUAACCGUCAAAGAACUGUACAAGGGCAUAAAUCAGGCCACAUUAUCGGGCUGCAUCGAUGUUGUGGUUGUCCGCCAGAGAGAUGGCACUUACCAGUGCUCGCCAUUCCACGUGCGCUUUGGCAAGCUGGGGGUACUGCGCUCCAAAGAGAAAGUGAUUGACAUUGAAGUGAAUGGAGAGCCAGUAGAGCUGCACAUGAAGCUUGGUGACAACGGAGAGGCCUUUUUUGUAAAGGAAGCCGAGGAACUGAAUAUUGUCCCCGCCCACCUGGCCACCUCCCCGAUCCCCACGGAGAGUCACCUGUUCUGGAUCUCGGAGGUGGAGCACAGAGCCCCAAAAGGUCUGGAGGAUGACCCCGCAGACCCAGAAGACCCCCCCGAGCCUCCUGCUCCGAGCACCGGGUCCACAAAAAAGAAGAAGAAGCGGAGGAAGAAGCACAAAGGAGACCCCCGAAGAGAGGAGCUGACCCCGCCCAUGUCGGUCACUACUGGAAACGCUAUCGCUGCUAACAUACCUGCUGCUACGACUGCUGCUAUGUCCAGCGCUGGGCAAAAUGAGGAGAUCUUUGAGAUGGACCUGAGCUCUGACGAGGGGGGGUCAGCACAUGUCUCAAGGUCACCUUCACUGUCCACAAUGCGAGACAUUGACCCCAAACUACCUGCAGCCAGACACAGCAUCGAUGGUUAUCCGCUGUCUGAUGGGGACUGGCCGUCACAUGACAGUCAUGGCUUGUCUCAGGCCUUUUCCCCAAAGAGUGACUCUGAGCUGAUGGUCCGGCCCUCAGAGAGCAUGCUCAGAGCCGAGUCCCACAUGCAGUGGACCUGGGGGGAGCUCCCAGAAACCACCAGGGUCCCCAAGAAGGAGAAAGCAGAACUACUAAAAACAGUGAGGAUCACCCCAUCAGAGAGCACCCACUUCCGGGUCAUCCUCAGCUCUGAGGCCAUGGAGGAUGACUCUGAGAUUGAAAGGGGAGACGCGUCCUCCUCCUCCUCCUCAGUGUGUGCCAUCGUCAAACCCGAGCCACGGACACCCAUCACCACUUUAACACCCGUGAUGCCUCUGGAAUCCAUCGACAUCAUAACCUCUGAUAGUCCCCUGACCCCCGCAGAUCCUCUGGAUGUCCUCCCACCCAAUGUGGCAACCUCCACCCCUUCCAACAGCCAACUGAGCGACUCGCCCUCUAAGAAGAAAGGUGUCCCAAAGAGGAGCCAGCAUCAGGGUCCUGAGGAUAUCUACCUAGAUGACCUGAAUGUACUUGAACCUGAUGUUGCUGCACGAUAUUUCCCUAAGAGUGAGUCUGAGGCAGCUACAAAGCUGUGGAUGGACUCUGAGAUGCACUCCGGCUCUCAGUCUCCUCAGUCGGUGGGCAGCGCGGCGGCUGACAGCGGCACAGAGUGUCUUUCUGACUCAGCGAGUGACCUCCCCGACGUCACUCUUUCUCUGUGUGGAGGCCUCACAGAAAAUGCUGAAAUAUCCAAAGAGAGGUUCAUGGAGCAUAUCAUCAUCUAUAGUGAAUUUGCUGAAAGUCCAGCAAUUAUCGAUAACCCUAACCUGGUAGUGAAAAUAGGAAAUAGAUAUUAUAACUGGACAUUAGCUGCACCCUUGAUUCUGAGUCUACAAGCAUUUCAGAAGAACUUACCAAAGGCUACAGAGGAGGCUUGGAUGAAGGAGAAAAUGCCAAAGAAGUCAGGCCGCUGGUGGUUCUGGAGAAAAAGGGCAGACAGUUCAAUCAAGCAGUCGGAGACUAAGCUUGAAACAAAGGAGGACUCUCAUCUGGAGGAAGAAGGAGCCUCCAUGUCUCAGGAGAAACUGCCCCUGCCGCCUAAAGCCGGAGACUCCUCUAGUGAUGAAGAGGCCAAGGAGGUGAGCGCUGCUUCCUGUCAGGAGAGACUGCAGCCAGUCGAUGUUCAGCACCACCCGAGCCCCCCCACUUACAGGAAGUCACUACGCCUGUCCUCUGACCAGAUAGCCAGUCUGAAACUGAAGGAGGGACCUAACGAUGUGAUGUUCAGCAUCACUACCCAGUACCAGGGCACAUGCCGCUGCGAGGGCACCAUCUAUCUGUGGAACUGGGACGAUAAAGUCAUUAUCUCUGACAUCGAUGGCACCAUCACCAAGUCAGAUGUGUUUGGACAGAUCCUGCCACAGUUGGGGAAGGACUGGACCCACCAGGGCAUUGCCAAGCUCUACCACUCAGUAGCUGAGAACGGCUACAAGUUCCUGUACUGCUCAGCGCGAGCUAUCGGCAUGGCGGACAUGACACGAGGUUACCUGCAGUGGGUCAAUGACGGAGGCACCAUUCUCCCCCGGGGACCCCUCAUGCUGUCUCCCAGCAGCCUCUUCUCCGCCUUCCACAGGGAGGUGAUUGAGAAGAAACCAGAGAUCUUCAAGAUUGAAUGCCUUACAGAUAUCAAGAACCUGUUCCAGCAUAACAAGCAGCCAUUCCACGCCGCCUUUGGGAAUCGAGCUAAUGAUGUGUUUGCCUAUAAGGAGGUGGGAGUCCCAGUGUGUAGGAUCUUCACUGUCAACCCCAAGGGAGAGCUGAUCCAGGAGCAGACCAAGGGCAACAAGUCCUCUUACAGCAGGCUGAGUGAGCUGGUGGAGCACGUGUUCCCUCUGCUGAGUAAAGAGCAGAACGAAGCCUUUGUGCUGCCGGAGUACAGCUCUUUCUGCUACUGGAGACAGCCCAUAGCCGACAUCGACCCCGAGGAACUGGUCUAAUCCGGCACUAUGGAGAUCCAGGUGCCCAUAUACAUGCAAAUAGACUGUGCACUUGAAUGCAUCGCCAGGAGACACGUGGACUGAAACACAAACUCUCCUGCAUCUCGCGCGCACACACACACACACACACACACACACACACACACACACACACACACACACACACACACACACACACACACACACACACACACACACACACACACACACACACACACACACACACACAGGGUUAUGACCAUUAACACAAACUAGCUGUUAAACAGUAAUCACCCAUUAGAGAUAACUGGAAGUUUUCUCAAGAACAGUAAAUCCUGAUGAAUAAUCCCUGAGAACUUUCAUCCCUAGCAGACGAGAGACAAAUCCUGAGAGAAGAUGGUCAUCUAAUUGAAGACAUCCGAACCCAGCGAGAGAUCUGUCCUCCCCGUCAAAGUGCAGCGAUAAAGAUCUGAGCAUAAUCUUUGUUCUCUGUAACUCCUAUAAACAGGAUGGUCUGCACUUCCCAUCAGGAACCGACUGAAGCCCCACACGAGGCAUUAGCUUUCAGCACUAGAGUCGGCACUCUGCAGAAGGAAAAUACAUCUUUCUCGAAUCACGAUUUUGUACAUGUCCUGAAUGCCCUGACUAAGCCAAGUGAUAUGUUCAAAGCAAAGAAGACGCACAGGGUAGGCAAUAAACACUGGCCACUAGUUAUAUGCUGGUAAUAUUUAGCUGUGGCUGCUAUGUUUGCAUCGACACAGGUCUCCAGUCCUUUCUCUGUUCUAAAACAUAAAGUAUUGAAUCCCUGCUUCACCACCUAUGAACCACGCCUUGUCUCAAAAAUGAUGUUUCCAUAUGAAAGUGCAAUGCCAAUUAUGUACAUUUGUUUUUGACCUGGAACAAAUAUGUUUCUAAUCAAAGUCUUCAGAAGUUUGCAUAUAAAUGAGUUGGUCAAUUAUAGGAUUGACCCCCACGGUUGUUUGUUAACCAUGUGAUACUAAAAGUCUAUGUUGACCUUUUUCCUACUUUACUUCAAUAACCACAACAACAAGCCAAACCGUGAUCUCUUUUUGAACAAAACCAAGUCUGGUUUGUUUAAAUUUACAAAAAGUUAAAACUUUGUCACUGAGAAAAAUAUGUUUCUUCAAAAACACAACUGGGAAUGCAGUUUAAUUGUACAGGAAUGUUAUGUUGUAGGAGACAAAUGUAAGGGUUAUGUGAGCCAUACACCGCAGUUCCUUUCUCUGUGUAGGUGUUCAGUUUGGUUGCUGACUCUGGAUCUGUUCAUUAGUUUGCUGAUCACCACUUUACCUGCAGAACUUACCACGUUCAUAGCUACUGAGUCAUGUUUGUUACCGUUAAUAUUCAAGGUCAUACCAGGGGUACAUUUUUGCCAACAAGUAUGUGAAGAUACACAGUUAGAUGAAGGAACUCAUUGUAUUUUGUGUAGCUGUUAUUUUAAUAUGAUUAUUCUGUUCUACAAGCUCUGGCGAAAUCAAGUGUGUUUUGUUAACAAUGCAGUCAUUAUUUAUAAUAAUUGGUAUGUUUAAGUUAUUGAUUUCUAUCGUGAUGCCUUUGCUUGUCUGAAAAAGUAAUUUAUUACCAAUGCAAUGUGGAAAUACUUCAAAAUGCUACUUUGUAUGGUUGGUCAUUGGUUAACAUGCACUUAACAGUAACUGCUCGGCCUUGUAUGGUUUCUUUUUUUGCCUUGUAUCCUAUUUUCACAACGAUCUGUAUUCCUUGUUUUACAUUGAAACUUCCAACAUCCUAAGGAACAGACACAUUCCUCAGAAGAUCUCAGAAUCCGCAGCUUUAGUGUUCAAAUAUGUGUGUGAAAGAAAAGAUAACGCUUGAGUUGAAAUAAGCAUAUCUGGAGAGAGGGCUUAACAUGAAGGAUUUACCCUUGGGCGAGGUCCUCUGUAGGAUGACGAUGGGAAGAUGUGUGUGUGUGUGUUUCUAAUCACUGAGUUGUGCUGCUGUUGGGGUGACUGACAUGAUGCAAUCCUCCUUUGUUCCCUCAGUGGCUUUACUAAGAUGUACCCAACGCACUUUGUCUAAGCUGCACCUCUGACCCGCAUGCACUUCACUGAAGGGUCUCGACAGACAGAAUAUCAGUUUUUCAGAAUGUCAAUAUGAGGAAUGUUGAAAGGGGAUUUGAAGGCUUCAAAGCAAGAAGAGGGGAUGAAAAACCAAAUAAUGUUCAAUUAGGGAGCUGUGCAAAGUGUGUAUAAGUGUGUUAGAGCUGCAGUGAUUGGUUGACAGGGAAAAAACACGUACUUUUCGGAUUAUCGCAUACUAUUUUUCAUUGAUUAAUCGUUAGUCAAAUGUUGUUUUCAGCCUCUAAAAUAAGGACAUUUCUGGAUUAUCUCAGUUUUAUUUUAUAUUAAAUAUAUUUUGGUUUGUGACUGACAGGACCAGACUUCACAUCGGUCUUUGAAAAAAAAAUGAUGCAAUAUUUGUAUUUUUCCCAACAUUUUACCAAGUGAUUAAUCGUGAAAAUAGUGGGCAGAUUUGUCGAUAAUGAAAAUAACUGUUCCAGCCCUAUUGGGGGUGUGUGUGUCUGUGUGUAGGACUAUUGACUGAUCCCGUGCCUCUGGUAGCAGAGGAAGAGCCUUUGGGUCUUGUUGGGAGGUAAACAGGAAAUACUUGAGGAAGCGUUCUGAAAGUGCUUCACUGGCAUUAUGUGUGUGUGUCGUAGGAACAGAGAUGUGUGCAGAUGUGCCGCUCCACUGACAUGCAUCAUACCUCCAGCACAAGUGUAACAGUCCCAUGAUAAUAUGUGCUAGUGAGGAUUCAACAUUAAAAGAGAGUCUGACUGAGACUUAACAAAAGCACAAGUUAGCAUCAUGGCUACAUCCACUAUUACCGUCAUUAUUUGGCUGAAGUGUUUUCACGCUGUCGCGCAGAUGUUUUUGUGAUGAUUAAGAUGCGUGUUUUGAUUUAUUUACUUGUUCUCUUCGAAGUUUGGUGAAGUCAAAUAGAUAUAUAUCUUAUGAUUAACAAAAUGAAUUCCAUUCUUUCUAUGAAAGUAAAGCAUCUUGUGUGGAAGAAUCACACUUCAUCCUCUAUGAUCCUGGGAUACGUGGUAUAAAUAAUAUUGUUUGUUCUCACUCGACUGCUGUGGAAAAGUAUCCAGAUAUGCUGAUCAUCACAUUCUUCUGUCUUCGAUGCCUUUUUCUUCUAGAUUUUAUUAUUUCUUAUAAAGUGUAUGAUCUUUCUGUUUGUUUCUUUCUAUUUGAAGGUAACGCUUGCUAUUUUGAUUGUGUCUGACCAACAGGAAUACCUUAAGUGUAUGCUGUGUUUGAUUUGUAUAAAAUGUGGUUAAAAGUAUGUUUAAAGAACAAAAUACAUUGUUAGACGAAAAAAUGUUCAGGCCUAAUUAAGCUAACAGAGUGUGGCUUGUGGUCAUAUUUGUAUUAAAAUAAAGUUUCUAACUGAAUACUUUAA
Messenger RNA from Gymnodraco acuticeps, 6352 nucleotides. RefSeq names its product lipin 2 (gene lpin2). The coding region runs from base 170 to 2926 and encodes 918 amino acids. NCBI's taxonomy places the organism in Eukaryota, Metazoa, Chordata, Actinopteri, Perciformes, Bathydraconidae. The transcript has 20 exons. The record is from RefSeq and is a predicted model, not a curated record. Gene Ontology annotation, cellular component: cytosol; nucleus; endoplasmic reticulum membrane. Gene Ontology annotation, molecular function: phosphatidate phosphatase activity; transcription coactivator activity. Gene Ontology annotation, biological process: triglyceride biosynthetic process; fatty acid catabolic process; positive regulation of transcription by RNA polymerase II.